Molecule: messenger RNA, 867 nt
Organism: Aspergillus affinis
Lineage: Eukaryota; Fungi; Ascomycota; Eurotiomycetes; Eurotiales; Aspergillaceae
Product: DSC4 family protein
Exons: 1
Coding region: 1-867 (288 amino acids)
Biological process (GO): protein processing; SREBP signaling pathway
Cellular component (GO): Dsc E3 ubiquitin ligase complex
Source: RefSeq, a predicted model, not a curated record
AUGCUCACAGCUUCCAGUUGCUCUAUCGUCCUUUUCGCCGUCCGUUCCAUCAUUCAAUUAAUCUUCUUCACCCCGAAAACCCCCCCGUUCGACCCGACCCGGAACCAACCCUUCGUCGGCGCCAUCUUCACCAGCAACUUAUUCUGUAUGGUGUUCCACUACUUCUUCAUCCACCCGGACGCGGGGGAGUCCACUCGCGGCUACCUGCACGGCGGACUCUUGAUCGACUUCAUUGGCCAGAAGGCGCCCGUGCCGGUCGCUCGGCUCCUCUCUUUCGAUGUGUUGGUCAUGCUGCUCCAUCUUAUCAUGCUGGGUCUUAUUGUGGAGCGGGUCAAAACUACCGAGGCAACGGCGGCCGCCAACACCACCGCCGCAUCACCGUCGCCGUCGUCGACUGCGCAAUCGCCUAUUGCCGAGCGAGAUCAGGACCAUGAUUCCGAAGAACGCGGUGUUCUGCACAACGACAGUAAUCGCAGCAAUCACACCUCGAGUUCGUCGGAGGCGGAUAGUCAUGGGCUUGGACUUGGUGACGCUCUUGGAUCCCGAGAAUCCGGGUCCCAGUCUCGGCUCAACCUGGACGAGGAGUUCGAACGGGACGAGCUGCUGGCGGAUCCCUUGGAAAGCGGACAUACAUCUGGCAGUAAGAAUCACCACCCCGUUGACUCGUUUGCCUCGGGAGAAGCGGUAGUCAUGGAUCUCGGUCUGUUCGACGUGAUUCGAGACCAGUGGCGGUAUAGUCCCGUCGCGGCGAGACGCACCUCCGCAUACGUUCCCUCCGACCAAACUGCGGCUUUUCUUCGACAGCGAUUCGGACUUCAGGUGCGGCCGGACGGACGGGUGGAGAGAAUCGCACCGGGAGGCUCUUGA